This is a messenger RNA of Acaulospora morrowiae, 1551 nucleotides long. The record is from the annotation of a GenBank genome assembly. NCBI's taxonomy places the organism in Eukaryota, Fungi, Glomeromycota, Glomeromycetes, Diversisporales, Acaulosporaceae.
AUGAAUUCUUUUGAGGAUCUUCCAUGCGAAUGUAUUCUAGAGAUAUUUUUAUAUUUCGAAGAUAAUUAUUCAACACUUUAUAAGUGCUUACUCGUCAGUCGUUAUUGGUGCAAAUUAGUAGUUCCUAUAUUAUGGCGUAAUCCUUUUCACUAUUGGAGGAGCAGCUCUUCUCGACCUGGAGAAAAUCGUAUCGAAAAUAACUGGCACUUAUUACGCAUAACUUAUAUUGCAACGCUAAAUGAAGUUGAAAAGGAAACCCUACACCAAUAUGAUAGACGAUAUAAUCACUCGCAACCGCUGUUUCAGUAUUCAUCGUAUUUAGAAAAAUUUUCAUUUGCAGACAUCGCAAAAAUAAUAGUAGAAGGUUGGAAAAGACGCGAUAAGUCUGCUAAUCUAUUUACAAAGAUACGCAUCGAAAGGCUCGGAAGAAUCAUGACUGCCAUUUUUCAAUUAGUCUUGAGAACUGGUUGUUUAAGAGAGAUUGAAAUCCUCGAUUAUUAUGACGAAAAAUUUACUUACGUUAUAUUAAACGUCAUUUCGUUUUUUUCCUAUCAACCCAUAUUCUCACAAUUACGCAAUUUGACAAUAAAUAUUAGGCAAGGUCCAUAUCUUAAGGAGUUAUUAAGAAAUUCGUCAAAAUUGUUUACCAACCUUGAAAGGCUAGAAUAUAAGUUUGAAACAACAUGCAGUAUAGAUCCUAGAACCGUGAACUCAUUUGCUGACAUCAUAACCGCACAAUCUAAUUUAAAGUAUUUUUCAAUGGAAAUUCAUGGAAUAGACUAUCAAAGAAGAUUUAUGAGUCAUUUGGAUUCUCAGAAGGAAUCUUUAACUUCACUUAAUUUACAAUUCGUCAAUUUCUCAAUCAUUAGUCUGAAUAGCAUUGCAAAGUUUACAAAGUUAGAAACCAUGGAGCUACAUAAUUGCAUUUGGAUUACGAAGGGCAACUGUGAAAUGUUUAUGAAAUCACCGAUACAACUCAAGAGUUUAACGUUUGAUACCCAUUACUUCGAUGAUACGCUUUUAGCUACACUCAUCGAAAAAGCAGGCAAAAAUUUGUUGAACUUGUACAUUGACAAGAUAACCGAAAAGGUGGUAAUGUCACUGUCUCAAUUCUGUCCAAACAUAUCCAAAUUCACGUUAUGUUACAAGUUACAAGACUACAGCAUGUUUAUGGAUUAUUUAAAAGGGUCCAGGAUAAGCCAAUUAGUCAUUAAUUCUUGCCGUGUUUCAAUCGGAUCACUAAAUUUUUUGGCAAAAUGUGUUCCUUCUAGCUUAGAAGAAAUAUAUCUUUGUUGCCAUUUUAGACCGGAGUUUCUCGGAAAAUUUUUACUAGACUAUAGUGAUUUAUCAUUCAACACAUUAAGGACUUUAGGUAUUAAGGAUCCUUACGGUUAUUCUUAUGAAUACCUUAAGGUAAUUGAGCGCCAUUCUGUGUACAAUGGAUUGAAAACUAUUGUGAUAGAAACUACGGUAUAUAUAGACGAGUCGUCGGAUUUAAUUCAGAACAUUAUAAAGAAAGGAAUUAAUAUUCUUUUGCAAGAGUUGUUUUAG